Messenger RNA from Akanthomyces muscarius, 1293 nucleotides. RefSeq lists its product as uncharacterized. Lineage: Eukaryota; Fungi; Ascomycota; Sordariomycetes; Hypocreales; Cordycipitaceae. Gene Ontology annotation, biological process: regulation of transcription by RNA polymerase II. Gene Ontology annotation, cellular component: nucleus. Gene Ontology annotation, molecular function: transcription cis-regulatory region binding. Bases 1 to 1293 code for a protein of 430 amino acids. The record is from RefSeq and is a predicted model, not a curated record. The transcript has a single exon.
AUGGACGGCUCAAACGGCAACAAUGCCGGCAGCAGCGGCGGCAGCAGCAGCAACCCGACCAAUCCUUCUCCGCAGCAGCAGCAACGCAUGCACCCCGGCGACAGCAGCCGCGCCGUCCGGGCCGAGCUCGAGGCUAAGCGGCGCGCCAACAUCGAAAAGCACCGACGAUUCCAGCCCUCCGUGCGGGAGCAAAUCGGGCGCGUCUUUGGCGACACCUCGCCGGCGUGGUACGCGCGCGCGCGGCUCCUCACGCGCACCUCGUACGCGCAGCUCGCCGAGCUCAGCGUCGUCGGCCUCGCCGUUGGACACGACCGGCUGCUGAGCGACGGCGAGGCGCGCGCCGUCACCGAGCACGUCGCGCGCGGCGCCGACCGCAUGGCCCUCAUCAGCUGGUCGCUCACGGGCCUGUCCGCCUUCCUCACGUGGCGCGGCCGCCACACGCUGCGCUUCCCGCUGUGGACGCCGCAAGUGCUCCCGCCGCCGCGCGGGGCCAUCCUGCGCAAGACCAUGUGGCAUGGCGCGCGGUACAUUGCGUACUCGGUCGCGACGAGCGUCACGCUCCAGGCGCCCCUCAUGGCGUACAAUGUCAUGUACGAGAAGCAGCAGAUGGCGGUGGAUGAGCGUCUGCGGCAGCUCGUGCGCGACGAGGAGGGUAACUACAUGGGCAGGAAGAAGGAGGCCGAGGACUGGUCCAGCAACUCGUUUGGCAGCGGCGGAGGUGAUGAUGCCCAGCAGCAGCAGCAGCAGCAGUCGAUACAGGAGGCGGCGCAGACUGGUUGGGAUACGUAUAAGCAAUCGGAGCAGCAGCAGCAGCAACAGCAACAGCAGUACGGACAGAGGAUGCAGUCGCAAGCCAGCAACGCCGGCUGGGGCAGCAGCGGCGGCGGCAGCAGCGGCAACUACGGCCAGUCAUCAUCCGUGCCCUCGCAGCAGUCCAGCUCUGGCUGGGACAGCGCCGACAUUGACGACGCCUCGCCCGUCGCGGGAUCGGCGCCCAGCGACUCUCCCUCCCCGUACGGCAACGCCGGCGGCAGCGGCUCGACCUGGGACCGUCUCCGCCAGCAAUCACAGCGCGCAUCUCCCCAGCAGCAGCAGCAGCAGCAGCAGCGGUGGGGCGGUCAACAAUCGCAGGGGCAGCAGCAGCAGCAGCCCGGUGGACAGCUGUCCUGGGGCGAUGCGGGUGACGGCGCGGACCGCGCGGCGCAGGACAAGGCGCAGAGGGAGUUUGACCAGCUCGUGGACCGGGACCGUUCCGGUGAAGGACAGGCACGUUCUGGAUGGAGCGGGAGGUAG